This is a messenger RNA of Trypanosoma conorhini, 1989 nucleotides long. RefSeq names its product putative GTP-binding protein. Gene Ontology annotation, cellular component: microtubule; membrane; cytoplasm. Bases 1 to 1989 code for a protein of 662 amino acids. NCBI's taxonomy places the organism in Eukaryota, Euglenozoa, Kinetoplastea, Trypanosomatida, Trypanosomatidae. The record is from RefSeq and is a predicted model, not a curated record. The transcript has a single exon. Gene Ontology annotation, molecular function: GTPase activity; microtubule binding; GTP binding.
AUGGAGCAAUUAAUUUCUGUCGUGAACGAGCUUCACGAUGCCUUCGCAAGUGUGAAAAUGAACGUCAAGCUGAAUCUGCCGCAAAUUGCUGUGGUGGGCAGCCAGAGCUCCGGCAAGAGCAGCGUGCUGGAGGCAAUCGUGGGGAAGGACUUUCUGCCGCGUGGCUCCGGCAUCGUGACCCGCUGCCCGCUCGUGCUGCAACUUGUGCAGCUGCCCAGCACGACCGAGGAGGAGUGGGGGGAGUUUCUCCACAAACCGCAUAAGAAGUUUUUUGACUUUGCGCAGAUCAACGAUGAGAUUCAACGACGCACGGUGGAGAUCGCGGGGAAGUCGGCCAUUUCUGACCGCCCCAUCAACCUCAAGGUGUUCUCGAAGCACGUGCUCAACCUCACGCUUGUAGACCUGCCGGGGCUCGUCAUGAACCCAGUGGGGGACCAGCCGAAGGACAUCGACCGCCAAAUCAAGGAGAUGGUGACCCGCUACGUGUCCCCAGUGAACACCAUCAUUCUCGCCAUUUCGCCCGCAAACACAGACCUCGCGACGAGUGCGUCGCUGCGCCUCGCGAAGCAGUUGGACCCGGAGGGGCUCCGCACGGUGGGUGUGCUGACAAAACUUGACCUCAUGGACCGCGGCACGGACGCGCUGGACGCCCUCACCGGGAAAUUGGUAAGCCUCCGCCACGGAUUCGUCGGGGUGGUUAACCGCAGCCAGCAGGAUAUCAAUGACUCGAAGGGCAUGGAGAGCGCACGAGAGGACGAGCGUGCGUUCUUUCGCAACCACCCAGCGUACUCCGCCAUCGCCGACAGACAGGGCACGGAGUAUCUCGCGAAGAAGCUGAAUCAACUCCUCCUCCAGCACAUUAAGGAUGUCAUUCCCGACCUCAAGCGGCACGUGGACAAGCUGUUGGAUAGCACUAGGAAGCAGAUGGAAAAACUUGGCAUGUUGGAGCAGACUAACAUAGACCCAAGUGCCCACAUGUUGUCGCUUAUCAAAAAAUUUAGCGACACGCUCACCCACACAAUUGAUGGCGGUACAACGGACGCAACCAAGGAAUUGAUGGGCGGUGCUCGACUGGACUACAUUUUCAAUGAGUGCUUCGCCAAGUACGUGAACGGACUCACCGCCAGGAAGGAGCUGACGGACGAGUACAUCCGCAUUAAUGCACGCAACAUGGCUGGUAUGCACUCCGCCCUUUUUCCCUCGGACCAAGUCUUUGUGGCCCUCUCGAGGGAACAGAUCUCGCGUCUGGAAGAGCCCUCGCAGAAGUGUGUGCAGUUUGUGUACGAAGAGCUCCUCAAGAUUGUUGACAACUGCGCCUCAAAGCUGGAUAGCUUUCCCAAGCUGAAGCAUGCCGUGGUGGAGAUCUGUCGCCAGUCGCUGCAGGAGUACCGCGUGCCCACCACGGCACACGUGCGGACAAUCGUUGCGGCGGAGCGCGGGUUCAUCAACGUGAAACACCCGAGGAUGGAGGAGUUGGUACAACGGUCGUUUCUGAAAAUAUUUGGCCCUGAAAGUGAGAAGAGGCCAGAAACACCCCCGCCGCAGCACGGCGGAACUGACGCAAAGGAGAAGGAAAAAGAAAAGGAUAAGCCCAAAAAGAGCACUACUGAAACGACCCCAGCGGCCGUGGAAAGCCAGAACAUGGGGGAUGUGCCGGUGACGAUUCUGCUAGGCAACGACAUGUCGGCUCACGAGCAGCACAUUAACAACGUCAUUCGGGACAUGGUUGAGGGGUACUUUGGCAUCGUGAGGGGCUCUGUCGCUGACCAGGUUCCCAAAGCCAUCACGCUACUCAUGAUAACGAAGCUGCGCGAGGACGUGUAUGCAAGGUUGGUGCGCAGUCUGUACAACGAGCAAAAGGCGGAUGAUCUUCUUGCGGAGCCGCCGGAGGUCGAAACGCAGCGCAAGGCCACAAAGACGAUGAUGGAAGCGUUGAAAAAGGCGCAGGCGGCGUUGGAGACAGUGCGCGGGUACACCUUCGAAGGAUAG